ACAACGGAGCGAAAGCAUGAAUGCUUUCUUCGACGGAUAUGUUCAUGCGAAGACAAACUUGAAGGAAUUUGUCGACCAGUUUGACAAUGCAGUGAAAAAGAAAAUCGAGAAUGAAAUCAGUUUGGACUUCCACUCAUUUAGCGUUACAAUUCCAUGCAUAUCUAGAUCACCAAUCGAGAAGAGAUUCCAAGAGUUGUACACAAAUGCAAAAUUCAGGGAAGUUCAGCAGCAAGUUAUGGGUGUGCUCGAUAUGGAUCCAUCUCUACUUAGAAGGGAUGGAUCCAAGAAGACCUACCUGGUAGAAGAUGAAAUUUCUGUUGAGGAGUUCACGAAACAUGUUACAUAUUAUGUGGACUUUAAUGAGGAAGAUUGCGACGUUAAGUGUUCAUGUGGGUUAUUUCAAAUGAAGGGGAUACUAUGUAGGCAUGUCUUGGCCAUAUUGAAAUGUAACGGGAUAAAGUACUUGCCAGAUAGGUACAUUUUAGAUCGAUGGAGGAAAGAUAUCAAACGGAGAUACACGUUAAUCCAGAGUACCUAUGACACAGGAAAUCAACGGGAAGAUACUAACAGAUAUUCAAGUCUGUUGAAUAUUUGUUAUCGGAUGAUUACUCAUGCAGCGACUUCAAAAGAGUAUACUGAAGACGCAAGUAAGAAGUUAUAUGCAAUGAUUGAUUUAUAUCAUGGCAAGCAAGAACCCCCUUCAAUGACCAAAACGGAUUCCAAUGUUGGUUUAAUGACAAAGGACACAACUACAGUUGGUAGUUCGCAGAAAGUACUCAGUCCACGAGUUGUGCGCGGAAAAGGCAGACCCCCAUCUCUGAGGAGAGCAUCCAGAAUGGAGCAAGAAAUACGAAAGGUUAAAGCGAGGACGAAGAAAGCAAAUGUGAAGGGAUCCAAACGUAAAGAGCGAGAUGGUGAAGAUACGCCAUCUCAUAACACGAGUCGGAAUUUAUUUGGCCCAUCUGAGAUAGUUGAUGCUGAAGGAAACGUGCAGACUAUUCCAGUCAGCUCAGCUUUUGACAUUAGUGGAUUCCAAAAUAUGGUUGGGAGUCAAGAAAGUAUGCAACUUGGAGUGGAUGGAUCACAACCUUUGCCGAAAUGAUUUGAGUAGAGUGAGUUUUAAUUCCUGCUAAAGGUAUCGCAUUUCUUUAUAUUCUCAAUGGAGGCAGAGAGGGAUGUAUGCAGCAGGAUUGUCCAAUUGCUCCUGGUUCUUAGCAAAGGAUUGAGACAUACCAUAUAUAGCCUGUAGUAUUUGAUAUAUAAUCAGCCGUCUAAGUUUUCACUCUGGCGCUGUACUUGUCUAAUGCUGAUGGCAUUUUGUUUCCAUUAACCUUAUUAUUGAUUUCUAUACCAUUUGCUGUCACAGAAAGACUGCUUUCAUGUGUUGCGUAGGAGUGAUCCUCCAUUCGUUCCACCUGCGGUCUUUGUCAUGCAGGGACUUGCUUCAUUUGUAUAAGCCAUCUGUUAA
Juglans regia (Persian walnut) is the source of this 1468-nucleotide messenger RNA. RefSeq names its product protein FAR-RED ELONGATED HYPOCOTYL 3-like. Lineage: Eukaryota; Viridiplantae; Streptophyta; Magnoliopsida; Fagales; Juglandaceae. Bases 17 to 1102 code for a protein of 361 amino acids. Gene Ontology annotation, molecular function: zinc ion binding. The transcript has 5 exons. The record is from RefSeq and is a predicted model, not a curated record.